Messenger RNA from Corythoichthys intestinalis (scribbled pipefish), 1296 nucleotides. RefSeq names its product WD repeat domain 82 (gene wdr82). Gene Ontology annotation, molecular function: chromatin binding; protein binding. NCBI's taxonomy places the organism in Eukaryota, Metazoa, Chordata, Actinopteri, Syngnathiformes, Syngnathidae. Bases 217 to 1158 code for a protein of 313 amino acids. The transcript has 9 exons. Gene Ontology annotation, cellular component: Set1C/COMPASS complex. The record is from RefSeq and is a predicted model, not a curated record.
CCGUAUGCCGCGCAUGCGCGUACUUACAUUGUUGCAUUAAGGAAUGGUCGCGCCGAAAAGAAUUAGAGCAUCUUGUAAUUUCUUUCGAAAAACCACUGUAAUCGCCGCCAUUUUAGUAUAUAUUAUAAACGAAGUAUAUUAAAUAGAAGUUUGAAAGUGCACAAAGAGGAUUGUGGAAGCCAUCCUCGGGACAGAGAGCGAGGGACAGGGGCCGCCAUGAAGCUGACUGACAAUGUGCUGCGGAGCUUCAGGGUGGCGAAGGUUUUCCGGGAGAACACGGACAAGAUCAACUGCUUUGAUUUCAGCUCCAACGGAGAGUCGAUCAUUUCGAGCAGCGACGACGAUUCGCUCGUCUUAUACGACUGCCAAGAGGGCAAACCCAAGAGGACCCUCUACAGUAAAAAGUACGGUGUGGAUUUGAUCAGGUACACACAUGCAGCCAACACGGUGGUCUACAGUUCCAACAAAAUCGAUGAUACAAUCAGAUAUUUGUCACUUCAUGACAAUAAAUAUAUACGCUACUUCCCUGGGCACAGUAAAAGAGUGACCUCCCUCUCCAUGUCUCCUGUGGAUGACACCUUCAUUUCAGGAUCAGUGGAUAAAACCAUAAGACUGUGGGAUCUGCGCUCUCCUAAUUGUCAGGGUCUCAUGCACCUCCAAGGGAAGCCGGUCUGCUCAUUCGAUCCCGAGGGUCUCAUUUUCGCAGCGGGCAUCAAUUCGGAAAUGGUAAAGCUUUACGACCUGCGGUCGUUCGACAAGGGUCCCUUCGCCACCUUCAAGCUGCAGUACGACAGGACGUGCGAGUGGACGGGACUUAAGUUCAGCAACGACGGCAAACUCAUCCUCCUGUCCACGAACGGCUGCGCACUCCGCAUUUUGGACGCCUUUAAAGGGGCCGUGCUGCAUUCCUUCGGGGGAUACAACAACAACAAAGGUGUGACGCUGGAGGCCUCGUUCACGCCCGACUCGCAGUUUGUCGUCAUCGGCUCCGAGGACGGCAAGAUCCACGUGUGGAACGCUGAAAGUGGCAUGAAAGUGGCCAUGCUUGAUGGCAAGCACACAGGGCCCAUCACGUGCCUCCAGUUUAACCCCAAAUUCAUGACGUUCGCUAGCGCCUGUUCCAAUAUGGCAUUCUGGCUUCCCACCAUCGAUGACUGAAGUGCACAUGGAGGCCAGCAGGGGGCGACACUGUAUCUUCUGUGUUUGUCAGGAAAUAAAUUGUAAAUAUGUGGUGUGCAGAACUUGAGUAUGUGUCUAUUUGGUGUUUUAUAUAUUUUUUUAUUCAACAUUAAAAAC